GGGGUCUGGGAAGAACGAAAUCCCAGCCGCUGCCGGCGGUGCGCUAGCAGCUCCGGGCAGUGUUGCCGCCUCGCGGUUCCUCGCUCGCUGCGCUCUUAGAAGGGGCGGCCGCCUCCAGGUGACACAGACGGGACUCUCGCUUGCGCUUUCCAGAUGCAUCAGAGAUACUUUUGGACUGAGCAGGGCCCAGUGGCGCUCGGCGGGCACUACAUGGCGGAGGGCGAAGGGUACUUUGCCAUGGCCGAGGACGAGCUGCCCGGCGGUGCCUACAUCCCGCUGGGCGGCGAGUUGGGCGGCGGCGACGGCGGCGGCGGGCACUGCUUGGACUACUGCGAGAGCCCCACGGCGCACUGCAACGUGCUGACCUGGGAGCAAGUGCAGCGGCUGGACGGCAUCCUGAGCGAGACCAUCCCGAUCCACGGGCGCGGCAACUUCCCCACGCUCGAGCUGCAGCCCAGUCUGAUUGUGAAGGUGGUGCGGCGGCGCCUGGCGGAGAAGCGCAUCGGCGUCCGCGACGUGCGCCUCAACGGCUCGGCCGCCAGCCACGUCCUGCACCAGGACAGCGGCCUGGGCUACAAGGACCUGGACCUCAUCUUCUGCGCCGACCUGCGCGGGGAAGAGGAGUUUCAGACUGUGAAAGACGUCGUGCUGGACUGCCUGUUGGACUUCUUGCCCGAAGGGGUGAACAAGGAGAAGAUCACGCCGCUCACGCUCAAGGAAGCUUAUGUGCAGAAAAUGGUUAAAGUGUGCAAUGACUCUGACCGAUGGAGUCUUAUAUCCCUGUCAAACAACAGUGGCAAAAAUGUGGAACUGAAAUUUGUGGAUUCCCUCCGGAGGCAGUUUGAAUUCAGUGUAGAUUCUUUUCAGAUCAAAUUAGACUCUCUUCUGCUCUUUUACGAAUGUUCAGAGAAUCCAAUGACCGAAACAUUUCACCCCACCAUCAUCGGUGAGAGUGUUUAUGGUGAUUUUCACGAAGCCUUUGAUCACCUUUGUAACAAGAUCAUUGCCACCAGGAAUCCCGAGGAGAUCAGAGGAGGAGGCCUGCUUAAGUACUGCAACCUCUUAGUGAGGGGCUUCAGGCCCGCCUCUGAUGAGAUCAAGACCCUCCAGAGGUACAUGUGUUCCAGGUUUUUCAUCGACUUCUCAGACAUUGGAGAACAGCAGAGAAAACUGGAGUCCUAUCUGCAGAACCACUUCGUGGGCUUGGAAGACCGCAAGUACGACUAUCUCAUGACCCUUCACGGAGUGGUGAAUGAGAGCACAGUGUGCCUAAUGGGACAUGAGAGAAGACAGACUUUAAAUCUUAUCACAAUGCUGGCUAUCCGGGUGCUAGCUGACCAGAACGUCAUCCCUAAUGUGGCUAAUGUCACUUGCUAUUACCAGCCGGCCCCCUAUGUAGCAGAUGCCAACUUCAGCAAUUACUACAUUGCACAGGUUCAGCCAGUAUUCACAUGCCAGCAACAGACAUAUUCUACUUGGCUGCCCUGCAAUUAAGAAUCAUUUAAAAAUGUCCCGUGGGGAAGCCAUUUCAGACAAGAUGGGGGGGAAAAAAGAAAAACAAACAAAAAGAAUGACCCAGCCCUGAUUAGGGAUGUGUUUUGUGCAAUGAUGAUAUGCUCCAGGAUUUAAGCUUGGCGAAGCUUGUGGAUCUUUCUGUAGGUAUGGGAGCAUGAUCUUGAAAGAUCUCCCUUCCUGACCCUCCCUUUAUCCUACCCAACUGGAUUCUGUCUGAAACAAAAGAGACCUGUCAUUAAAAGCAACCAGGUUCUCUUAAGAUAACAAGAGAAAAAAUUGCUUGAUGACAAUAUGGGUUUGCAGUAAGUGCUCCCAUAGCUUUGCCAUAGUGAAGACAAAAAGUGGAAAAUUUCCUUUAAAGGUGAAAAAUCUUGAAAGGGAAAAUACAGAGGAAAAAAAGAUCUCACCUCCACUUGUUUGUGAGUUCCAGAGUUCAGAUAGUAACAGUACAGGAGGGAGGAGAACUCCGAUGUUGGUGUUGCUAUCUGAGUUUGUAGCAAGUGUUUCUGUUGUGCGAACAGAAAGGGCUUGCUCCAAAUGAACAGUAGUAGGUUGGUGCAGUUCUCACAACAAACAGCAGAAUUUAAGAUGACACAAUCCAUUAAUUCCAGCUGCGUGCAUAGCUCGCAUUUUUAAAAUGUGAAAAUGCAAGCAAAAACAGCUGGGGCAAAGAAAGUAUGCUCAAGGACCAAAGAUUUAACAGAUAACAAUACCCAAGUAGAAGAGGUAUAGUAAAAUAUAUGAAGAAUACUAUAUUUGUUACACACCAAUACACAUCAAAGUGCCUGUUGCCUUCUGAAAAUUUGAAGUGGAAAAUUGUUUUAUGGUUUAAUGCUUAUUUUAUUUUAUCAGGGACUCAAGAAGAAAAUAAAACAACAUAUAAGCUUGUGAAUGGUGGAGAAAAUGCCCUAUUUUUUUCUUGGCAAAUACGUGUAUAAAGUUGACAUUGUUGGUGUGAUAUUAUAGGUACGUGCGUAUUUUAUGUGUAUAUAUACACGUAUCGUGUGUAUACACACAAUACAUUGACUAUGAUCUACAAUAAUGUAUCAAAUAGGAAAUGUUUACUAUAUGUUUUUAUGUUUUCAACAGGAUGAUAUGAGAUAUGGGCAUAUUGCAAUGAUGAGUUAAAACCCACAACUAAAAAAUUAAAUGAAGGAGGAAAGCAAGUAAUAUAUUUGAUAGGAAGAACAGAGAUUAUACAUUUUUAGUGAUUUUUUUUUCUUUCCUUUUUUAUGAGCCAGAGAAUUCCACAAAUGGGAGAAUAUUUGUUUGGCAGAGCACUCUUUAUAUAUUGAACUGUCAUUUUGACAGUUUGAACCCCCCCCCUUUUUAAUUAAUUGCAUGCCUCCAUGGUAUAUAAUCUAGUGGAUUAUGAAUCAGUGGUAGGCUACUUAAAUUCCUAACUGCUAAAAAGAAUUUCUGGUGAUCUGAACACUACUUAUUAAUAUUUAAAUGAAUUUUUUAAUGAAUGCAUUCUGCAUUUCUGGACCACUAGAAUUUAGUAAAUGUGAAAUGACCCUUUUUAAAGAGUAUUUGCACAAUUGCUUAAAGUUUAUAUAUGAGAUAUAUAUUAUAUAUAAUAUUUUAUAAAAUCAUGCCAAUAUGAAACUUCUUUGAUCUGGUUGUCACACUGCAUUUAAAUAUUUAGUACUGUAAUUAAAUAAUCUCUCACUAAAUCAAAUCCAACUUUAUUUUGUCUUCUCCGGGAGACCAGUAUAGCUUUGUGAAAUGAACUGGCAUUACCAUUACAGUUUGAGAAUGGCUGAUCCCCAAAUUGCCCUUUCUUCUCGAACCUUAAUUCCUCUAGACACUGGUCUCUGAAAAUGCAUUUGCUAAAAAUUGAACCAACACAUAAAACCUUCCAUUUCUGUAGUGAAACAACCACACAAUCCCCAUCAACCCUAGUGGACGGCUGCUUCCUGUGAAAAUUCCUCUGAAUACUCAACAAGAAGAUUUUUGUCAUCAGUUAAAGAAGGACUGGGGGAGAAAAUAGCAUCCACCUGUUGGCGUGCAACCUGUUUGCUUGUUUGUUAUCUCGGUAUCUCUCAGAUGUUCAGUGCUAGGUUAAUCCAGGUGAACCUACCUGAACACAUUUUGUACAGCUUUCUUUGAAACCUUAACAGAAACCUAAUGAGUUUGCUGUCACAGCUUCCCUGUGAAUUCUCUUAGAGCUGACACAGCCCUUGUGUUGCCAUCCACUGUUUUCUGGGGAACUCUUCCUGCUCCCACUUUGGCUCAGACUCCUUCACUCUAGCCCUGGGUUGAAAAAUUAAUUGCAAUGUACCAGGAAAGAUUUAAUUUACAGAUUAAGCCUGAUCCUCACCUAUCAGAAGAAACGAGAGCUCUCUGCCUGUUUAGCUGUUUGGAAGUUUUCUAAAUAAAACAAAAAAACAAACAACAGCAACAAAAAAUCUAAGGCAAUGCUCAGGAACACAGGAGCCACUGGUGACCAGCUUUCUUCUUAUCCCGAUUCUUGACAAAUUAGCUGUUUACUAUUUUAAAGAGUCUGGAGAUCUCUGACUCUGACAUUGCAACAACCUGCUGUUAAUUUAUCACACAGAUUUUUGUAGGGAGGAGCCCUAUUUGAAAAUAUACUUCUCAUUUUUCUCAAAUAUUUAUAUUCAUUUUUUGCUUACUUGAGGUUUGGUAGCUUAGUUGAAAGUGCCAGCACCUGGCGUUCAGUUAGACCAGGCUGUACUCAAAACUUGUCAGCAUUUACUUUAAUACGUAUAUAAUUUAUUUCUAUUUUGUAUGUACUUUAGUCUUGUGCGUAUGUAGUUGAAUGCACAGUGGAAUAUAUGUCUCUCUUUGUGGAUAUGUGGCCUAAAAAUUUGAAUGUCUGGUGAGAGAGAGCCGUGUGUAUAGGUCAGAGAAAAAGAAUAGCUCUCAACUCCCUGUUAGUGCCUGUGAUUUGUUUGCUUUCGUGUUUAUCUGGCCUCGUGUGCUGUAACUUUAAAACGGGAAGAUAUUUUGUCUUCUGGAGGCUCUUCUAACCUGUCCAGUCAGGCAUGUCAGAGAACACUCGCCUGCAACAGUUCCCUUUUAAAAGUUUACUUCGUUUGCAGUAAAUUCAGCUGCCUGCAGAACUCCUACACCAAGGUGGACUUGUCCCUACCAGAAAUGGAAUCACAAGUAACUGCUCACUUUGACAUUGGGUGGACUAUUUUAACAUGGCUCCAAAAGCUACAAGGAUAGAAAAUGAUCUGUAACCCAAGCCAAGAAGGAAAUGAAAUGAAAAGUGAACAUACUGUUUUUCCCACCCCUUUCUGUUUGCUUACCGUUGGUUGCUUUACUGUGCACAAAGUUGUUUUCCAUGCAAUACUUGUUAAAUAAAUAUUGUGAACUAUGUUGUAAAUGAAAUGUAUUUUGUUGAAAGCUGUCAGCAGUUUAAAAAUAAGCUUUUUUUGUUGAAGUGUGUUAGAUGAAACCAAAAAGCCAAAAAAAAGUUCUUUCAUAUAUAGCACCUAUUUAAAUAUAUUCAUUCUUUAAGAUUUCUUUUAGCAUAGCUUUUUCAAUGCUAAGAAAGAAUCUCUAUGUUAUAUUUUAUGAUAAUGGCUUGCUAACAAAGUAAAUGGUAAAAGUACAUAGUGGGAAGAUGUCAAGGUAACUUGGCAAGACUUGCUGCAAAGCUUUGCAGAAUGGAGGAGGCUCUGCCCGCUGGCUGUCUCUCCCUCCAACCUCGCUACAUCCAUUGUCUGCUCUGAAGCGUCCUGUUGCAGCAAGCUGCACUUUGGGUCACUCUUUGGGGAUAUUUUGACUAUAGACUGUGUCACAGGCAGAAAAGGAGUUGAUGGAAAAUGGACUCUUAGAAACUGACAUGUUUGGAUCAGUGCUAGAGGGAUCAGAUUGUGAAUUUUGUUUACAGCAUCCAAUAUUUGGAUUUUUUUUGUAAAUAAAAAGAAGUUAUUUUUUUCUAUUGA
Oryctolagus cuniculus (rabbit) is the source of this 5435-nucleotide messenger RNA. RefSeq names its product terminal nucleotidyltransferase 5A (gene TENT5A). Gene Ontology annotation, biological process: mRNA stabilization. Lineage: Eukaryota; Metazoa; Chordata; Mammalia; Lagomorpha; Leporidae. Gene Ontology annotation, molecular function: poly(A) RNA polymerase activity; RNA binding. The record is from RefSeq and is a predicted model, not a curated record.